CAUUUGACAGCUCGGAUUUGGCCGUGUUGUUCGUGCUUUUUUUCUAAAAACAAAUCGAAAAACCCGGCGGCGAGUGAUCGCGAAUUCAGGAUUUUUGGUGCCCCUUAAAAGCUAUACCGUCGUGAAAUAGAAAAUCAUCCUUCGACAACAAAAACGGAGCUGUGUCGAAACGACAACGAGCAACAAUACCGGCAAACACCACCUCCGUAGCGAAAGAUGGCCUUCAGCUUCCCCGCAUUCAGCUAUAUCGUAGCGCUGAUUAUCGAUGCGUUUCUCAUCUUUUUCUCGAUCUUUCACGUGAUUGCCUUCGACGAGCUGAAGACGGAUUACAAAAAUCCCAUCGAUCAAUGCAACUCGCUUAACCCGCUCGUCCUGCCCGAGUAUGCGCUACAUCUGCUGUUCAAUCUCCUCUUUCUGUUUUCGGGCGAGUGGCUCUCGUUGGCCCUCAAUAUUCCCCUUAUCGCGUACCACGUUUGGAGGUAUGCGAACCGACCAGUCAUGUCCACGCCAGGGCUGUACGAUCCUACCAGCAUCAUGAAUAAUGAUGUGCUGCGAAGCUGCCAACGGGAAGGCUGGAUCAAGCUGGCCCUCUACCUGUUAUCCUUCUUUUACUACCUCUACGGUAUGAUUAUGUCGCUUAUCGCUUCAUAAGAGCUACUUCGGCAAACCGAAAGCAUCCCAAGGGCCUGCACUCAGCCUACCAUUUCGGCAUACCCCAUGGCAGCGAGUGUUAAUCGGAAUGUAAGCAAGGAGAAAAAUGUACCAAACAAGAGAUCAUCUGUCGUUGCCAUUGAUGAAAAGUAAUUGCGGAGAAAUCUACUUUUCGGUUUAGUCCGGUAGACGGGUUAGAGAUCGUAUCUACCAUGCAACUGGAAAACCGUGAGCGUUUCUCAUUCUCGUAGCGCAUACCUAGGAUCAUACCAUUACUAAGCACGUUGCACCGCAUCGGCUCCGACGUCCGCUCGCUCGCUCGUUCGAUGUGUGGGGAAGACUUAUUUAUUCCGUUCAUUUGCUGAUCGUUUUCAUCAACGUCAGUGCUCCUCAAUCAUUGUCCCUAUGGUGCUAUCGCAGGGACGAAAACAAGUCUAACAUGGUGACGAAGAGAUAAUCGACAAGGUGAUGAAGAGAUAAAAGAAGGCAGGUAGACAAUUAUUAUGAUUAAACCAUUCGUUUUGUAUCUGAAUAAAUUUCAUUUCCACAACUAAAAC
Messenger RNA from Anopheles darlingi, 1208 nucleotides. It is a transcript of the gene cni, whose product is annotated as protein cornichon. The coding region runs from base 217 to 651 and encodes 144 amino acids. NCBI's taxonomy places the organism in Eukaryota, Metazoa, Arthropoda, Insecta, Diptera, Culicidae. Gene Ontology annotation, biological process: endoplasmic reticulum to Golgi vesicle-mediated transport. Gene Ontology annotation, cellular component: endoplasmic reticulum membrane; COPII-coated ER to Golgi transport vesicle. The transcript is spliced from 4 exons. The record is from RefSeq and is a predicted model, not a curated record.